This is a messenger RNA of Cuscuta epithymum, 2771 nucleotides long. The record is from the annotation of a GenBank genome assembly. NCBI's taxonomy places the organism in Eukaryota, Viridiplantae, Streptophyta, Magnoliopsida, Solanales, Convolvulaceae.
CAAAUGCCAACUUGGGUAGUUGGGUAAGUCUAAAUACAGUAUAAAGGAAUAAUAAAUUGCUAAAAGAACACCAAUUCAACGACCCAUAGAUCUCACUCCACGUCAGGCAACUAUUACUUCCGGCCCCACAAGACUCUUCCUGCUACUCUGCAACGCUGCCUUCGCUUCCCAUGCGUUAUUAAAAACUCACAAGACAUCUGUCGCCGCCUUGUCCCGCCACCGCUCCAUCGGACGGAGUAAAGCGGAGAUGCCGUUGAUUCGCAGGAAAAAGGCGCCGGAGAACUCGAAGCCAGAAGCUUCGAUUUCGAAGCCGAGCAGUGAAGACGACGAGAACAAGAAGAAGAAGAGCAGCAAGCCCUAUGUCCCGAAAGCCAGGGGCGAGGGAAAGAGCAAGUGGUCCUGCAUCGACAAUUGCUGCUGGUUCGUCGGAUACAUCUGCACCGUGUGGUGGAUUUUGUUGUUCCUUUACAAUGCGAUGCCGGCCUCGUUCCCGCAGUAUGUCACGGAGGCGAUCACCGGACCGGCGCCUGAUCCUCCAGGUGUCAAGUUGCACAAGGAAGGAUUGAAGGCUAAGCAUCCGGUCGUUUUUGUUCCAGGAAUUGUAACUGGUGGGCUUGAGCUGUGGGAGGGACACCAGUGCGCAGAGGGCUUGUUUCGGAAACGCCUUUGGGGGGGAACAUUCGGCGAAGUCUAUAAAAGACCUCUAUGUUGGGUGGAACAUAUGUCACUGGACAAUGAAACUGGGCUAGAUCCCUCUGGAAUUAGGGUUAGGCCAGUCACAGGCCUUGUGGCUGCAGAUUACUUUGCUCCAGGGUAUUUUGUUUGGGCAGUUCUGAUUGCUAAUUUGGCUCGAAUAGGAUAUGAGGAGAAGACCAUGUAUAUGGCUGCAUAUGAUUGGAGACUUUCAUUUCAGAACACAGAGGUGAGAGACCAAUCACUGAGCCGUAUAAAAAGUAAUAUUGAGCUGAUGGUUGAAACAAAUGGAGGUAAAAAAGCAGUAAUUGUUCCUCAUUCAAUGGGAGUUCCGUAUUUCUUGCAUUUCAUGAAAUGGGUGGAAGCACCGGCUCCAAUGGGUGGUGGUGGAGGACCGGACUGGUGUGCCAAACACAUUAAAGCUGUAAUGAACAUUGGUGGACCGUUUUUAGGAGUUCCCAAAUCAGUUGCUGGACUUUUCACUUCUGAAGCAAGGGAUAUUGCUGUUGCUAGGGCUUUAGCACCAGGUGUGUUGGAUAAGGACAUAUUCCGUUUCCAAACACUGUUACAUUUAAUGAAGAUGACAAGGACAUGGGAUUCGACCAUGUCUAUGCUACCAAGAGGAGGUGAUACAAUAUGGGGUGGUCUUGACUGGUCUCCUGAGGAUGGCUAUUCUCCUUGCACUAGGAAACAUAAGAACAAUAAUACUACCAAGGAUUCAGGUCACAACGGGAUUCUAAAUGUGGAAUCUAAAGUGAGUGAUGUGACUUAUGGAAGGAUGAUUUCAUUUGGAAUGGAUGCUGCCAAGGCAGAAUCACCAGAGCUAAAGAGGAUUGACUUCAGAGGUGCUGUGAAGGGGAGGAACAUUGCAAAUAACAGCUGUCAGGAUGUUUGGACUGAGUAUCUUGAUAUGGGUAUUGGGGGUAUCAAAGCAGUUGCAGAAUAUAAAGUCUACACUGCAAGUGAUAUUCUUGAUUUAUUCCAAUUUAUCGCGCCAAAAAUGAUGGCCCGUGGUAAUGCCCACUUUUCUUAUGGAAUUGCUGAAAAUUUGGAUGAUCCAGAGUAUACACAUUAUAAAUACUGGUCAAAUCCUCUAGAAACAAGGUUACCAAAUGCUCCUGAGAUGGAGAUCUAUUCAAUGUAUGGUGUUGGCAUCCCAACCGAAAGAGCAUAUGUUUACAGACAGGUCCCAUCAGCAGCUGAGUGCGACAUCCCUUUUCAGAUUGACACUUCAGCAGGUAUCGCCGAUGAAGAAAGCUGCCUGAGGGAUGGUGUUUACACUGUUGACGGUGAUGAGACCGUCCCUGUUUUAAGUUCAGGUUUCAUGUGUGCUAAAGGAUGGCGCGGGAAAACCAGAUUCAAUCCUUCCGGAGUAAAAACUUACAUAAGGGAAUACGAACAUGCCCCCCCUUCCAAUCUUCUAGAAGGCCGUGGAACACAGAGUGGUGCCCAUGUUGAUAUAAUGGGAAACUUUGCUUUAAUUGAGGAUAUUAUGAGGGUUGCUGCAGGUGGUACUGGAGAAGACUUGGGAGGUGAUCAAGUCUACUCACAGAUCUUUAAAUGGUCUGAAAAGAUCAAUUUACCUCUAUAAGAUGGUGAUGAGUGUGCCAUUGUACUGUAACGUGUCAUGUAAAGCGAGUGAGGCACUUUUAAGGCUUUUUAGAAUUGUGAAUAUUACACCCUCGGUUAAGAUUGAUUUCUGCAGCUGUAAAUUUUACACCAUUGUUUAUGUGGGUCUAGUCGAGACUGCUCAAAUAAAACUGUCAGAAACUUUGACGGUCUGAGACAACUGCUGCUGAUGAUUUGUUUAUGGACCGAGUUGAGCUGAUGGAUUGCUUCUUGGGAUUUGACAAGGUUUUUGUUCUACUUGAUUAGAAUGGGAGUUGAAUGUUUAUAGGGAGUAGAUUAUUUGGUAGUGUUUGGAGUUUAUAUGGUCAAAUGGAGAUGGCUGCAUGAGCUCCUAGAUAUGUUGCAAUUUAUUGAUUUGUUACUUGUUGAGUUGUUGGUGGACACUAAACACGAACAUUAUUUUCAUAUCAAGUUAACAAAUACGAAACUAUCUUUUUUUUUUGGAUGAA